AGAAGAGGAGAGAGAAAGAGAGAGAGAGAGAGAGAGAAACUUCAGAAGCCGCAGUGAGAGGAUCGCCUGUUGAGAUGAUCGUUGCCAACCCCACAGCAGAAACACAGAUGGAGAAAGAAAACCAAGACAUCAGCGCCGAGGAGCCCAAAUCUCCCGCUUCCACACUCAGUCAGCGGGAAUCCAAGCUGCAGAAACUGAAGCGAUCGCUGUCGUUCAAGACAAAGAGUCUGAGGAGUAAAAGCGCUGAUAAUUUCUUUCAUCGAACGGGCAGCGAGACAAAGCUUCAGGUGGAACUACUGCCUGGAGUUAGCUCCAGCACCGGACAGCUCCCAGGCUCAGAGAGUCAGACAUCCACCCCAACCAAAACCCAAAGGCAAUCUGAGAACAGGACGCAUUCCUUCCAGGAAUACAUCUUCAAGAAACCAACUUUCUGUGAUACCUGCAACCAUAUGAUCGUUGGCACCAAUGCCAAACAUGGGCUGCGUUGCAAGGCCUGCAAGAUGAGCAUCCAUCACAAAUGCAUUGGCAGUAUUGAGCAGCAGAGAUGCGUGGGCAAACUGCCGAAGGGAUUUCGACGCUACUACAGCUCUCCGCUUUUAAUACAUGAACAGUAUGGGUGCAUCAAGGAAGUCAUGCCUAUUGCUUGCCGAAGUAAAGUUGACCCAGUGUAUGAAGCACUCCGGUUUGGGACAUCCCUGGCUCAACGAACCAAGAAGUCUGGUUCAGGCAGUGGAUCUGAGUCACCUCAGCAUAACUCUGCUUCUGAUCUUGCUGAAGUUCCAGAGAAGGCUGAUGGUCCAUUUGGACUGUUGAGUUUAAGCAGAAAGCUCAGUGAUAGCGUAUUUGGGUCAGUGGAAAAUGGGUUGGAAAACAUAUGCAACGAAGAAAAAAAAGCUCUCCAUUCCCCGCUGAAAGGAUUAGAACAUAAAGAUACAUUACAGCUCUACAGCUAUGUAGCCUUGUAUAAGUUUGUACCACAAGAAAAUGAAGAUCUGGAAAUGCAGGCUGGAGACAGGGUUACUCUGCUAGAUGAUUCUAAUGAAGAGUGGUGGAAGGGUAAAAUUGAAGACCGAGUGGGAUAUUUUCCUGCCACCUUUGUCCAAAGGGUGAUGCUGGGUGAAAGGAUCUUCAGAUGCACCAAACUAUUCACAGGCUGUAAAGAACAAGGAGAGAUAAAUGUAAAGGAAAAUCAAAUCUGCGUGGACAAGGGUGAGGAGAUUAAUGGCUUCAUCAAGGUGUGCAGUGGGAAGAAGAAAGGCUUUGUGCCACUUGAUAUUCUUGUUGAUAUCUGAUAUUACAGCUGAUGUGUGCAGUGAAGGUACUGGUCGUGGUGCUUGCCAUCCUUGUCUCACGUUGUCAACAAAGAUGAACUGUCUUUUGCACCAAUGCGGACAGUCGGAUUGUGCCAAAAGUGAACUUCAAAGCAACUGAGGAGUUUCACAACUUCUCCAGAAAACACAAAUCUGGGGGAAAUGCUGGAAACCUUCUAACGCCUCUCCCAGAUUGGUGAGAUGGAUCAGUAAUCCAUAUCGUUUCAUGUAGGGUUCGGCAAUAUCCCAACCCUAUAAAGUCUACCAAAAGGCAAGAAUGGUGAUUUCAAUCACUAUGCCGUCCAUUUGCAUUUUACUGGUCAUCAUCCGCUAGGAAGCCUCUCUAAACAGAAGGAUUUAAAAACAGUUUGCGUGUUAUCAUAGAUUAUGCGCUACACCAUGUGUUUUCAAAUGGCAGCUGUUACUGUAGCACGUUUGCUGCUUGUGUUAACGUGUGAAUAUCAUGCAGUGUGUGGACUGGAGCGUGCCGUAGAUUAACUGAAAUU
Callorhinchus milii (elephant shark) is the source of this 1816-nucleotide messenger RNA. RefSeq names its product SH3 and cysteine-rich domain-containing protein. NCBI's taxonomy places the organism in Eukaryota, Metazoa, Chordata, Chondrichthyes, Chimaeriformes, Callorhinchidae. Gene Ontology annotation, biological process: positive regulation of protein localization to plasma membrane; positive regulation of voltage-gated calcium channel activity; skeletal muscle contraction. The record is from RefSeq and is a predicted model, not a curated record. Gene Ontology annotation, molecular function: transmembrane transporter binding. Gene Ontology annotation, cellular component: extrinsic component of cytoplasmic side of plasma membrane.